GUCGGCUAAGAAACAGACGACACAAACUUUUGUUCAUUAUUGGCCCCAAAGAGGACAAGCGGAAACAUCUCAACGGGAUCCCCUUCAAGGUAGCAUGAUGUCAGACGCUGACUUCAAGAAACUUGAGCUUUUCCGCAGUAUUCUGAACGACUGUCCAUCAUGUAACAACUCCCACCUGUUUUUACACAACACCAGCUGGGACCGCGGACAUGAGAUCCGAGAUGGAUCCCCCUGGUUAAGAAUCAUCAUCUCUGUUGUUACUUUAUUUGUUGCCACGGCAGGAGUAUUGGGCAACAUGUUGGUAAUGUGUCUUAUGUAUUCUACUCACACCAUCACAACAGGAACCCAUCAAUUUCUUGUGUUCAAUGUAGCUUUGGCUCACUUCUUGUUCUCUCUUGCUUUGCCAUUUUGGGCAGUGGAUGCAUUAGACUACAGCUGGCCUUUUAACUUAGCCACAUGCAAAGGGUCCCUUCUAACUGGACUCAAUGUCUUUGCAAGCUGCUUUUUCCUCACAGCUAUGAGUCUAACCGCCUACUGCGCCGUGGCUACAGCUCUCAAUCCUAGACCCUCUAGAUGCAGCAGAUACUGCACCUCUCCAGUGGCUCCAGCGUUUAUCUGGACUGGGGCACUUGUAGCAGCUACACCAAGAGCUGUAUUUGCAGAUGUGAACGUGGGGAGUGGAAAUGACACAGCAUGUGCUCGCUUCCCAGAUGGCACAGCCUGGCUUGGGAUAAACCAGCUCCUGAGAAUAGUGCUAGGAUUUCUGCUCCCCUACACCACCAUUAUCCUCUAUCUGCUUCUUCUACGCUUCCUUUGCAGGCAUAAACUGAAAGGUAAUUCUAGGAGGAAAAGUGAUAUUUCAAAGUCUGUAGCAGUAGUGGUGCUUUUCUGUGCCUGCUGGUUCCCCUACAACAUCCUGACACUGUGGAGCGCCCUCAUCCAGCUCGACAUUGUUGAUAUCAGCUCCUCGUUUUACUUGGCGCAGACCUACUUUUUUCCUCUUGCAAACUGCCUGGCAUUCACCAGCAGCUGUUUCAACCCUGUCAUCUACUGCCUGGUGAGAAAAGAGUACCGUGUGGCUCUCCGCAAUGUGCUCUUCAAGCUUAGUAUGGCGAUUAUGGCCAAGAUACCCUAUGGUAUUAAUAGAGGAUCAGGACAAGCAGGGCAGUUGGCUAUUCAGCUGAACGAUGUUCACAGCCAGACUGAUGGAAAGAGAUAUGCACCACUGUCUGCACUACCAACAGAUGUGUCAAUUCUGUAAUGCAACAAAAAGAUGACCAAGUUCUUUAGAGAUGUAUUUCAGCUUAAUGUCUAAGGAUAUAUAGUAUGUCAAUUCAAGAUCUGCUGUAAAUGAGCUAUACAGAAGCUUUUGUGAAUCUUAUGAUUUGAGUUUUUUGCUGUAUUAGUGUGAUGCAAACCAAACAUUAUUAUUGUAUUAUUAAAACUAGACUACUGUAUAAAUCAAAUGUUCAUGUUAUCGACUGCAGUUGAAAACAAUUGAUAUUACUGCACUGUUGUUCGGGUUUGUGGUUGACUUGUCCAAGUGUGAACCCCUGUUUUCUCAUUUAGUUUGAACAUUUGGAAAA
This is a messenger RNA of Notolabrus celidotus (New Zealand spotty), 1586 nucleotides long. Its product is annotated as relaxin-3 receptor 1-like. The record is from RefSeq and is a predicted model, not a curated record. NCBI's taxonomy places the organism in Eukaryota, Metazoa, Chordata, Actinopteri, Labriformes, Labridae. Gene Ontology annotation, biological process: G protein-coupled receptor signaling pathway; immune response. Gene Ontology annotation, cellular component: membrane. Gene Ontology annotation, molecular function: G protein-coupled receptor activity.